AUGUCGUGGUUGCGAGGGAAGAAAGCCUCAGUAGCAAACCUCAAAGCAGAGGUGGCUUCCCAUCGUUCCACCACCCCAACGCCUGGAAACCCUGACGGAAAAGAAAAAAAGCCAAAAUUCCGUUCGGGUCUGCUCACAAUUCGAGUCUUAUGGGCAGAGGGCCUUGGUUUACCGGCAGGAGUGGCUGUUCCUCCAUCUGUGCAGUCCGCGUUGACCUCCCAACAAGCUAAAGUCGCCGCUUCCGUGUCACCAUCAAGUGUGCAUAAGCAAAGAUUAGCCAAUAAGUCCCGGGGGAACAGGGACAGCAUUCAAAGAAUGCAAUGCUGGUGGCUUCCAUAUCUGGUCAUGGAAUACGAAGUAAACCAGGUUCUAAUCACUCCUUUGGGGGGUGAGCUUGAUAAGCCGUUGUAUAUGUACCAAGCCCACUUCGACGUGUCACGGAACUCGGAAAUAUCUCUUCAAUGCUACCUCCGCGCGGAAGAGCCGAAGUGUGGCGGGGAUGGUCUAGCAGAUGACCUGGGCAACGAUGUCUUCCUUGGAGGCAUCAAAUUUGUACCAAAUUUCGAUGCCAUGGGAAGUCAGGAUCAGUGGUACAACUUCGUUGGCGGUUCUGGGAAGAUUCAAAUCGGCGUUACUUACCAGCCCAGCUAUGGCCAGUCGUUAACGGUCGAUGACUUUGAAUUGAUGACUGUCAUUGGGAAGGGAAGCUUUGGAAAGGUUAUGCAAGUUAGGAAGCGAGAUACAACUCGUAUUUACGCUCUCAAAACCAUCCGGAAAGUUCACAUCGUCAACCGUAACGAAAUUACGCAUACCCUCGCGGAACGUCUUGUUCUGGCACAAGUUGACAGCCCUUUCAUAGUCCCUUUGAAGUUCAGUUUCCAGUCGGAGCAGAAGCUGUAUUUGGUUCUUGCCUUCGUCAACGGAGGAGAAUUGUUCCACCAUCUGCAACGAGAGCAUCGAUUUAAUGAGGAGCGAGCGCGCUUCUACAGUGCCGAACUCCUUCUCGCUCUUGAGCAUCUGCAUGAGUUGGAUGUCGUCUAUCGGGAUCUAAAACCUGAAAAUAUUCUACUCGACUACACCGGCCACAUUGCUCUAUGUGAUUUCGGCUUGUGCAAGCUGAACAUGAAAGAUAAUGAGAAAACCAACACAUUCUGCGGUACCCCUGAAUAUCUCGCCCCGGAAAUCCUUUCUGGAAACGGAUACGACAAGGCUAUCGACUGGUGGACCCUCGGAGUCUUAUUAUACGAAAUGCUGGCAGGUCUCCCGCCAUUCUAUGAUGAAAACACGGACAAGAUGUAUGAGAAGAUCCUGAACGAUCCUCUCGUAUUUGGGGAAGAGUUCAGUGAGGAGGCGUGCAGCAUUCUUACCGACCUCUUGAACCGUAAUCCUGCCCAUCGCUUGGGCGUCAAAGGCGCUGAGGAUAUCAAGCGGCAUCCAUUCUUCCACAAGCAUAUCGAUUUCAAAUUGCUGGCGUCAAAGAAAAUUCAGCCCCCGUUUAAGCCGAGCGUCGUUAGCCCCGUUGACGUUUCCAACUUUGACACCGUGUUCACGGAAGAGGCUCCGAUUGAUAGCUACGUCGAAAACUCGAACCUGUCUCAGACUGUCCAAGCUCAGUUUACUGGGUUUUCCUUCAAUGGCUCCAAUCUCCCCUCCACCACUCCUUAA
Molecule: messenger RNA, 1665 nt
Organism: Laccaria bicolor S238N-H82
Lineage: Eukaryota; Fungi; Basidiomycota; Agaricomycetes; Agaricales; Hydnangiaceae
Exons: 9
Coding region: 1-1665 (554 amino acids)
Biological process (GO): protein phosphorylation
Molecular function (GO): ATP binding; protein serine/threonine kinase activity
Source: RefSeq, a predicted model, not a curated record